AUGUCAGACAAAGACUUGGAGAAUGAAGCAGUGGCUGAAAAACACACCUACUACUUUCAAGAUAAUAAGUAUUACCAAAAAGCUUUAGAUGUCUCUUAUCGGCUUUUGCCUUUCAAACAAUCGAUGUCUAAAAAGUGGGUCCUCACUGUCAUAUUUAGUAUUAUUCUAUCAUUGCUUUCAUUUUGCUUGUUCUUGUUUGUUCGAUACCGCUAUUCAAACGAUUCCAUCAGAUCCUUUGACUAUUUCAUCGAAGAAGAAGAAAGUGUGACAUUGACACCAAUUGAUGGAGAACCUAUGAAUGUAUUGGAGACCCAAUAUGAAAGGAUUCCCUGGGAGGCAAAAACAAGGAAUAGUACAGUGUUCGAGAACCAGAAAUUAGAAAACGCAUUGAGUGCUACUAUCACUAAGUUUGAAGACUUCGAAUUUGACUCUGUUUAUUUGACACUAAACAUCACCAACAAUGAUGGAGACAACACUGAAAAUGUCAAUGUGAUUGAAAUCUCCAUCGAUGGUCAUCCAGUAUGGAGAAGUUCCACACCUUUUUCUAGGACAGGUACUACAACUUACUCAAGCACGACUAAAGACAUUUCCAAGUAUAUUUCACUCUUCGGUAAAAAUAUCAACCAAUUCAAAGUACAAAUCUUGGAAGGAAGCCAUGACAAAAUUAGUUUUUCGCUUUCUCUUACAUUAGCUAACUGCGAAAAAGAAAAACCUGCUAUAGAUUCUCCAAUCACAGUGCGUUCGCUUUUCAAUUCGACUGAGCCUGCUAACGAUAUAAUAGCGUUGACCAAAGCAAAUGGAGAAGUAUUUGACAUGUCGAAGAACGACAAGUUCAUAGUUGAAUUACCAAAGUUCAGCGGAAAGACAUUUGCUGCCGACCUAGAAUUAUUUGUCUCCGCUGGAAAGUCUGACGUCGAAUUUUUCAAAAAUAGAAAUUCUCCGUUUCGUCGUUUGAACAUUUUCAUUAAUGAAGAACUAAUUGCUGUUAUCGAACCAAAAGCUACCUUGUUUCACUCCAACUCCAUCAUUCCCAGUGCUUACUCUGGACCCAUCGCUCCUUCUGGUAGCUUCACCGGACUUAUUUAUGAAGUAAAUUUGGCUACCUUUUUGCCACUUUUAUGGGAUCAGAAAUCCAACUUAGAAGUUCAACUUGUUUCACCAGUCAACGAUAUGUUUCCCUUGGAGGUCGAAAACGUAUUUUCCCUGACGGACGAUCAUAGUGUUAACAGCUUUACAUUUCUGUCUCCUGUAAAGCCAACAUUGAAGGACGAUAAUCAAGUCAAUGCAGAAUGGUACAUAUCUGGCAAUAUCUUACUAUGGGAAAACGAAGACAUUUUGACUUCUCAAGGCGAGAUAUUGAAGUCUGAAACCAACGAAACUCAUGAGGCUUCUUUAUUUUAUAGAAGAGACCGCGACAAAGUAGCUUCUAGUGUACAACAUAUUGAUUCUUACCAUCUGUCGACUCUUCAAUUUUCUUUGAAGAACGAAUCCCUACUAACCUUCACUGUGAAUCAAGAUGAUGAAAUUAGGGGCUAUUUUAUUGAGGACCGGCGUGAAAGAAACAUUUCACUCGAUGAUUACGGCUUGCGUAGGUAUAGCACGCGGCGUGUACUGUUAGAGGUCUUUGACGGAAAUUCCAUUGACCGGUUAUUCCACAUACAACGUAUGUUUGUAUGGAACACAAGAAGUGUGUUCUCUAUAUCUGAUGAAAAUGCUCGAUGCUUAUAUUCCGCUAGAAUUGGUUAUGACGAGAAUCUGAAGGUAUUUGUUGCUUAUAUGGUUCCAACCAGGCACGUAUAUGCACGACUGAUUCGAAAUGAGCCUUCAAGUACCUGGGCAAAAGACUAUCUAGUCGGUAAUGAAUUCUUGCUGAGGUUUGGGUCUAUCCGGGAUUCAAUACAUAAGUCGAGAGUACUCGCAUUCAAAUUUAACGACGUUCAAGUGUGCUGA
Messenger RNA from Scheffersomyces stipitis CBS 6054, 1950 nucleotides. RefSeq lists its product as uncharacterized. The transcript has a single exon. The coding region runs from base 1 to 1950 and encodes 649 amino acids. The record is from RefSeq and is a predicted model, not a curated record. Lineage: Eukaryota; Fungi; Ascomycota; Pichiomycetes; Serinales; Debaryomycetaceae.